This is a messenger RNA of Elaeis guineensis (African oil palm), 1661 nucleotides long. Lineage: Eukaryota; Viridiplantae; Streptophyta; Magnoliopsida; Arecales; Arecaceae. The record is from RefSeq and is a predicted model, not a curated record.
UAUUGAAGAAACGUCCUCGAAAAUGGAGAUGGUGGUUCUUCUAUCCUUGGCCUCAUCAUCAGCUGUUUAAGGGUCUUCCUUCUUCCAUCCACGGGUGGAAGAAUAAAUUUUUCUAUAUUGCUGCCGACCACCCAUGGGACUUUAAUUAGAUCUGGAUGAUUCUCAAUCCGUCUCUGAAUAGAAAUGAUGCAGUCUUGAAGGAAGAUCGGGAGAUGUAUGACAAGCUGUUCGAAGUUUAAGUGCCUCCACAUCAAGAGCUGCUCAAGGAGCAGUCGCUUUAUAAUACCGAGAUAAGCCCGACCAGCUAUCUUGGCAUGAGGCUUACGUCAGAAUCCCUCCGGCAAGCUAUCCGGAAGAAAAAGAAUGUGUUAUCUGGGCCUGGUGGUCCCUCUCAACCGUCGAAGAAGCUGAGAGAAGAGUCUCCUCCUCGGGUGUCGAGGAGUACGCCGUCGUCGUUUUCGCCCCAACCACCACCGGUGCAUUCUUCUCCGCUGCCUGCUGUCGAAGUUGUCAUGGUUGCAGCUCCUCCUCCACCUGCCGACGAUGACGUGAUUGUCGUCGAGCCACCAGCAAGGCCGAUUGAAGCAGUCCAAGCCCUCUCGAUUCAAAUCGGGUCAGGAGGAGGCCAGGCACCUAGUCGGAAAGGUGCCAACAAGGGCAAGUCGCUGAUGCCCCCCACCUUCACUACAGACUACAAUCUGGAUAUGUCUUCCAAGGAGGCUACUGUCGCGAUCAAGAUGCGCUUCAAGGUGACCGAUCAGACCCUUUGAGACCAUCGACUCACCGAGGAGUUGGUGAGCAUGGUUAUGCUUCCCGUAGACUAGGAAGUCAGGAAGGCGUGCCCAAUCUCGGAUAUUCAGUCGGGCGCCUACACAUCAUUGAUCGGGAUAAGUUCUUCAACUUUUUCUUAGAUUCUCGAGUAGCUUUUGGCCAAGUAAACAACUUAACCACUUUUUCUAUUUUGCAGAUGAUCCACGAUAUAACUAUUUUGUUAGAGGGGUUGACUGGGUUCGUCCAACUCAAUGCCAAGCUAGAGGACUAGGCCCAGACUGCUCAUGCACGGGCCGAGGUCGCUGAGGAGUUUCUCCGCACUGCUGAGGAGCGAGAGAGGAAGGGCUGAGAGAAGAUUACUUUGCUGGAGGAUGAAUUGGCAUCCUUGGAGACACAACCGAGGAAAGAGUAAGAGGAGUUCAAAAAGUUGAAGACUGACUACCAAAAAGAAAUAGAGUCAGCUGAGAGCACCCUCGUCGAGGAGAGGAAGAAGAGGUAGAAGGUUGAGAAGGCCGUCGAGGAGAUCGAGAACACCAACAAGGAGGCCGAAAAGACUGCCACCGAGCUGAAGGAGAAACUGACGGUGGUAAAAACUCGGGCCCAAGAGGUAGCUUCUCAGGUUCUGAUCGAGUUUCGAAAUUCAAAGUACGAGGAGGAACUGACCGAAGCCGGUGUGGACGCAUUUUAGCUAGGUUUCGAGGACUGCAAGAAGGAGAUCCACCAACUACAGCUCAAGCUAGACCUGAGUGGGAUAUGUGCCGAUAGGGACCUAGGCGAGAAGUCUGAGAGCGACGAGAAGGGAGAUGCCAAAGAGGAUCAUCCCCGGCCUUCUUAGAUUCCUUGUGUACUCCUUUGCUUUUUGGUCUUCUACCUUGUAACCUUCUGUCUUG